CCUGGCGCCGCCAGUAUGGCCGGGCCAUGGCGGCGAGCGCAGGCUACGUGCGUCUUUGGGCAGCGGCGCGGUGCUGGGCGCUGCGGCGGCCGCUCUUGGCCGCCGCCGGGGGGCGGCUCCCGACUACUGCCGGACCGUGGCUACCGAGAGGCCGGCGAGCCUGCGACGCCACACCUCCUUGGGUGCUUUUGGGCCGCGGACCGGCCACCGCAGGCCAGUGGCGAGGGCUUUGGGAGGCGAACAGCCGCGGCGGCGGGGCGUUCUCGGGAGGCGACGAUGCCCCCGAGGGCGGCGCGGAGGAAGGGUCCGGGGGCGUGGGGGGCGGCGCAGGUGGCGGGGAAGGCCCAGUCAUUACGGCGCUCACGCCCAUGACGAUCCCGGACGUGUUCCCACACUUGCCGCUUAUCGCCAUCAGCCGCAAUCCGGUGUUCCCGCGCUUUAUCAAGAUUGUCGAGGUUAAAAAUAAGAAGUUGGUUGAGCUGCUAAGAAGGAAAGUUCGACUUGCCCAGCCCUAUGUCGGCGUCUUUCUAAAGAGAGAUGACAACAAUGAGUCUGAUGUGGUCGAAAGCCUGGAUGAGAUCUACCACACGGGCACGUUUGCCCAGAUCCAUGAGAUGCAGGACCUUGGGGACAAGCUGCGCAUGAUCGUUACGGGACACAGAAGGAUCCAUAUCAGCCGACAGCUGGAGGUGGAGCCUGAGGAGGCCGAGCUGGAGAACAGACAGAAGCCCCGCAGAAAGACCAAGCGGAGCAAGAAGGAGGCGGAGGAAGAGCUGAGCGCCCGGCCCCCGAGGGAGGCAGGGCAGGAGCCCGCCAUGGAGGCCUCCGGGGAGGUGCUCAUGGUAGAGGUGGAGAAUGUGGUCCACGAAGACUUCCAGGUCACUGAAGAAGUGAAAGCCCUGACUGCAGAGAUUGUGAAGACCAUCCGGGACAUCAUCGCCUUGAACCCGCUGUACAGAGAGUCGGUGCUGCAGAUGAUGCAGGCGGGACAGCGGGUGGUGGACAACCCCAUCUACCUGAGUGACAUGGGCGCCGCGCUCACCGGGGCCGAGUCCCACGAGCUGCAGGACGUCCUGGAGGAGACCAACAUCCCCAAGCGGCUGUACAAGGCCCUGUCCCUCCUGAAGAAGGAAUUUGAACUCAGCAAGCUGCAGCAGCGCCUGGGCAGGGAGGUGGAGGAGAAGAUCAAGCAGACGCAUCGCAAGUACCUGCUGCAGGAGCAGCUGAAGAUCAUCAAGAAGGAGCUGGGCCUGGAGAAGGACGACAAGGACGCCAUCGAGGAGAAGUUCCGCGAGCGGCUGCGGGAGCUGGUGGUGCCCAAGCACGUGAUGGACGUGGUGGACGAGGAGCUCAGCAAGCUGGGGCUGCUGGACAACCACUCCUCCGAGUUCAAUGUCACCCGCAACUACCUGGACUGGCUCACGUCCAUCCCGUGGGGCCGGCACAGCGACGAGAACCUGGACCUGAGCCGAGCGCAGGCGGUGCUGGAGGAGGACCACUAUGGCAUGGAGGACGUGAAGAAGCGCAUCCUGGAGUUCAUCGCCGUCAGCCAGCUCCGCCGCUCCACCCAGGGCAAGAUCCUCUGCUUCUACGGCCCCCCUGGCGUGGGCAAGACCAGCAUUGCCCGCUCCAUCGCCCGUGCCCUCAACCGCGAGUACUUCCGCUUCAGUGUCGGGGGCAUGACUGACGUGGCCGAGAUCAAGGGGCACAGGCGGACCUACGUGGGUGCCAUGCCCGGGAAGAUUAUCCAGUGCCUGAAGAAGACUAAGACAGAGAACCCCUUGGUGCUGAUAGACGAGGUGGACAAGAUCGGGCGCGGUUACCAGGGGGACCCGUCGUCGGCGCUGCUGGAGCUGCUGGACCCUGAACAAAACGCCAACUUCCUGGACCACUACCUGGACGUGCCUGUGGACCUGUCCAAGGUGCUGUUCAUCUGCACGGCCAACGUCACCGACACCAUCCCCGAGCCACUGCGGGACCGCAUGGAGAUGAUCAAUGUGUCCGGCUACGUGGCCCAGGAAAAGCUGGCCAUCGCGGAGCGCUACCUGGUGCCGCAGGCGCGGGCUCUGUGCGGCCUGGACGAGAGCAGGGCGCGGCUGUCAGCAGCCGUGCUGACGCUGCUCAUCAAGCAGUACUGCCGCGAGAGCGGGGUGCGCAACCUGCAGAAGCAGGUGGAGAAGGUGCUGCGCAAGGUGGCCUACAAGAUUGUGAGUGGCGAGGCGGAGUCGGUGGAGGUGACGCCUGAAAACCUGCAGGACUUCGUGGGCAAGCCGGUGUUCACGGUGGAACGCAUGUACGAUGCCACGCCGCCCGGUGUGGUCAUGGGCCUCGCCUGGACCGCCAUGGGAGGCUCCACGUUGUUUAUCGAGACGUCCCUGAGACGGCCACGUGACGGGGACAGCAGGGAGAACAAGGACGGCUCGCUGGAGGUGACGGGCCAGCUGGGGGAGGUGAUGAAGGAGAGCGCGCGCAUCGCCUACACCUUUGCCAGGGCCUUCCUGAUGCAGCGCGACCCCAGCAACGACUACCUGGUGACCUCGCACAUCCACCUGCACGUGCCCGAGGGCGCCACCCCUAAGGAUGGGCCCAGUGCCGGCUGCACCAUCGUCACGGCCCUGCUGUCCCUGGCCCUGAACCAGCCCGUGCGGCAGGACUUGGCCAUGACAGGUGAAGUGUCCCUCACAGGCAAGAUCCUGCCCGUGGGCGGCAUCAAGGAGAAGAUGAUCGCGGCCAAGCGCGCUGGUGUGACCUGCAUCGUCCUCCCUGAGGAGAACAAGAAGGACUUCUACGACCUGGCCGAUUUCAUCACGGAGGGCCUGGAGGUGCACUUCGUGGAGCACUACACCCAGGUCUUCGACAUCGCCUUCCCCGUGCCCGAGCCCCACGCGGAGGCCCUGGCCAUCGAGCGGUGAUGCCCUGGGCACCAGGAGCCAGAAGGAAACCACGCGGGGGAGGGUGCGGGCCGGCGGUGGGGACCCGGACCGGACUGCGGCUGAAUCGUGGGGCUGUCUAAUCAUGAGUAAAGCAUUUUCAGUAC
Chinchilla lanigera (long-tailed chinchilla) is the source of this 3037-nucleotide messenger RNA. It is a transcript of the gene Lonp1, whose product is annotated as lon peptidase 1, mitochondrial. Gene Ontology annotation, molecular function: serine-type endopeptidase activity; single-stranded DNA binding; ATP-dependent peptidase activity. Gene Ontology annotation, cellular component: mitochondrial matrix. The record is from RefSeq and is a predicted model, not a curated record. Bases 27 to 2912 code for a protein of 961 amino acids. Gene Ontology annotation, biological process: mitochondrion organization; protein quality control for misfolded or incompletely synthesized proteins; protein catabolic process. The transcript is spliced from 17 exons. Lineage: Eukaryota; Metazoa; Chordata; Mammalia; Rodentia; Chinchillidae.